This is a messenger RNA of Harpegnathos saltator (Jerdon's jumping ant), 1582 nucleotides long. It is a transcript of the gene Sgf29, whose product is annotated as SAGA-associated factor 29. NCBI's taxonomy places the organism in Eukaryota, Metazoa, Arthropoda, Insecta, Hymenoptera, Formicidae. The record is from RefSeq and is a predicted model, not a curated record. The transcript has 2 exons. The coding region runs from base 469 to 1356 and encodes 295 amino acids. Gene Ontology annotation, cellular component: SAGA complex.
GGGAGAAGCGGUAUGACGCAGAUGCGCGUCUACGGUCGAUCGAGUAACACGAGGGAACGGUUAGUGCUGCCUGAAACUUCGCGUUGAGAGAGGCUCACGUUGAGCUGCCGGCUUCUAGAACGCUUCACUGAGGCUUCGCGCUCGUGCCAGAACGAGAUCCAUCGAAAAUUCGCCCGAGAAGGAAUACAAUAGCUCGCGAGGAGCGGACAAACGAUCCAUAGCUGGGGAGAUCGAUAAAUGAGGAUUAGAUUUGUAUACUGCGGUAUCACCGCGACGAAAAGAACGAGAAAGAUCGAAUGAAAGAGGAAAAAGACAAAGGCGAGAAGAGAGGAAAGAGAGAGAGAGAGAGAGAGAGAGAGAGAGUAGAACGCUCUCAUACCGCGCGCUUUGUACAUAGUCGCGGCGUUUGAGCUUUGCCGUUGCUAUCGAAAGAUUCUUAAAUUGCUCAAAGACUCGCGAUUUGUCACAAUGCCGUUCACGUUAACGGACACGAUAGUGAGCCAACAGAUAAACGAGCGUCUGUCCAGCAUCUACAAUCUUCUGCGUGAGAUAGACACGCACCGCACUCGUUCCGAAUUCAAUCUCAACAAUAUCAUGAAGACUCACGAGAAGGUCACGCCGGACGACAAGGUUUCCCUUUACUAUCAGCAGAAACUGAAGAAUUUGUACAACGCCGCGAUACUCGAUGCCCAGCAGGAAGAGGACGUCUUGCGCAGGACCCUCAGCAAGAUCAACGAGAUACGCGUCAUACGAAACGAGUUUCGCAUCCAGUCGAAGAACGCCGGCAACAAGGAGACCAUCAGGCGCGGGGCUCUGAUGAAGAUGUUGCUCAGCACCGCGCAGACUUUGCCGCUCUACGUGGGUAAGACGCCUGGUGCUAAACCACCACCUCUGUGCGGCGCGAUACCGGCCGAACCGUCGUACAUCGCGAAGAUGGGCGACAUGGUGGCCGCCUUGGUCAAGCCAGGCUCCGACCAAGACGAGGAAAAUUGGAUACUCGCCGAGGUCGUGCAAUUCAAUCCCGCCACGAACAAGUACGAGGUCGACGAUAUCGACGAAGAGCAGAAAGUCCGUCACACGUUGUCGCGAAGACGAGUGGUGCCGUUGCCGCUGAUGAGAGUCAACCCCGAGACCGACCCGCACGCCUUAUUCCCGAAAGGCUCCAUCGUAAUGGCCCUGUAUCCGCAAACAACCUGCUUUUAUAAGGCGAUCGUGAGCCAACUGCCGACCACCGCCACGGAGGAGUAUCAGAUCUUGUUUGAGGAUGUCGAGUACAGUGACGGCUACUCGCCGCCGUUGAAUGUCGCGCAGCGCUAUGUGAUCUCCAUUAAGGAGGGCAAGAAAAAUAAAAGCUAAUGUCGAUGGACGCAGUAUUACUCGAGCCGUUAUUAGUCACUUUUCGCAGUGUACAAAAUGGCAGACUGAAUUGGACUGAUAGAUCAUAAGGAACUUGAUGACAUUACCGAUAACGAUGACGACGAUGACUUACUCAUAUGUAAUAUAUAACAUAUAUAUAUAUAUAAGGAUCUUUUUUAAAAUUUCGCAUCAACAAUUUCUUUGGCGCCCCAAAUCCUCUUGAUCU